AUGUCGCCCAGAAGAGCGGUCGCACGCACGAUCACAAAUCUAUUCCACACAGCAACUAGACCGAAGGGGAGGUCCAAUCGUCAAUCACCGGUCCUCAACUCCUUACGCUGCGUACGCCCCUUUUCGUCAACGAGCCGCCACGGAGCGCGUGGCACGGAGUACCUUCAAAACCAUGACCCCGACCUGACCGACACGCAACGAACGGUCCGCGAAUCCAUUGCGAAGAUAUGCUCCAAGUUCGGUGAUGACUAUUGGCUGCGGGCCGACGCAGAGCAUCGCUUCCCCGUGGAAUUCCAUCAAGCCAUCGCUCAGACGGGCUGGUUGGGCAUAUGCAUGCCCUCGGAAUAUGGAGGCUCAGAUCUGGGCAUCUCCGAAGCCAGCGUCAUGAUGCAGACGAUCUCUGAGUCUGGGGCCGGAUAUGCCGGGGCGAGUGCCGUGCAUAUGAACAUCUUCGGGUUAGAGCCUGUCAGGAAAUUCGGAACCCAGGAGCAAAAACGACGAAUGUUGGUUCCCUUGAUCGAGGGCAAGGAGAGGGCUUGUUUUGGCGUCACGGAGCCGAACACGGGACUGGAUACACUGAGGUUGCAAUCGACGGCUGUGAGAGAUGGAGACGGGUACCGAUUGAGUGGGCAGAAGAUCUGGAUCUCCACGGCACAGGUCGCCGAGAAGAUUCUGAUCCUGGUCAGAACGACUCCACUGGAGAAGGCGAAGAAGCCGAGUCAGGGCUUGAGUCUAUUUUACACGGACCUCGACAGGUCGCAGGUCGAGGUACAGGAGAUUCCAAAGAUGGGACGGGCGGCCGUGGACUCGAACACGUUAUUCUUCGAUGGGUGGAAGGUCCCGAGGGCGGAUUUGAUCGGAGAGGAGGGCAAUGGAUUCAAGAUGAUCAUGCACGGAAUGAAUGCAGAAAGAAUCUUGAUUGCCGCUGAAGCGCUGGGAAUCGGAAUCGCGGCCCUGAGGAGAGCGGCGCUAUAUGCUGGGGAGAGGAAAGUAUUUGGAAGACCGAUUGGGCAGAACCAAGCCAUUCAGCAUCCCCUGGCGGAGAGCUGGAUGGAGCUUGAAGCUGCUAGGCUGGUCAUCUAUCAAGCUGCCAGGAUGUAUGAUGCUGGACACGAGACGGGCGAAUAUGCCAAUGCCGCGAAAUAUCUGGCUGCUGAGGCGGCUUUUCGAGCUUGUGAAAGGGCCGUCAUGACGCACGGCGGGAUGGGUUAUGCGAAGGAGUACCACGUCGAGAGAUAUCUGCGGGAGAUCAUGAUACCGCGCAUCGCCCCUGUCAGCAGAGAGAUGAUCAAAAAUUACAUUGGAGAGAAGGUGCUCGGACUGCCAAGGUCAUAUUGA
Messenger RNA from Cladophialophora carrionii CBS 160.54, 1338 nucleotides. RefSeq lists its product as uncharacterized. The transcript has a single exon. Gene Ontology annotation, molecular function: acyl-CoA dehydrogenase activity; flavin adenine dinucleotide binding. The record is from RefSeq and is a predicted model, not a curated record. NCBI's taxonomy places the organism in Eukaryota, Fungi, Ascomycota, Eurotiomycetes, Chaetothyriales, Herpotrichiellaceae. Bases 1 to 1338 code for a protein of 445 amino acids.